This is a messenger RNA of Nerophis lumbriciformis (worm pipefish), 3054 nucleotides long. NCBI's taxonomy places the organism in Eukaryota, Metazoa, Chordata, Actinopteri, Syngnathiformes, Syngnathidae. The record is from RefSeq and is a predicted model, not a curated record.
AUGGAGUUUUUGGAUGGAAAAGAGGGGCGGCGGCGCUUCAAGUCGACGACGCGAACAGCUCAAGUUGGAGUCGGCGCAACUUGGUCCGUAGCUUCUGCCGUCGCCGGUCACCAGCCGUCAGCCGGAGAGGUCCGCCUCCCGGCGCGGGGCCCCGGCGACUCCCCGACCUCCGUCAUGGCGCCGACGUACCUGGACCGAGUGGUCUCGGAGAUCAUCGAGACCGAAAGGACGUACGUCAGGGACCUGCGGAUGAUCGUGGAGGACUACCUGGCCCAUAUCAUCGAGCGGGCGGAGCCGAGCGUCCGACCGGAGCAGGUGUGCUUCCUCUUCGGGAACAUCGAGGACAUUUACGAGUUCAACAGCGAGCUGCUUCAGGACCUGGACCUUUGCCGGCAGGACGCCGUGGCGGUGGCACGGUGCUUCGUGAGCAAGAGCGAGUAUUUUGAGAUCUACACGCAGUACUGCACCAACUACCCCAACUCGGUGGCGGCGCUGACCGACUGCAUGCAGGACAAAAGUCUGGCCGUGUUUUUCCGGGAGCGGCAGGCCGCCUCCGAGCGCCCGCUGCCGUUGGGUUCCUACCUGCUGAAACCCGUCCAGAGGAUCCUCAAGUACCACCUUUUGCUUCAGGAAAUCGCCAAACACUUUGACCCCGAGGAGGAAGGCUACGAGGUGGUGGAGGAGGCCAUCUGCACCAUGACGGCCGUGGCCUGGUACAUCAACGACAUGAAGCGCAAACACGAGCACGCCGUCAGACUGCAGGAGGUGCAGUCGCUGCUCCUAAACUGGAAAGGUCCGGACCUGACCACGUACGGCGAGCUGGUCUUGGAGGGAACCUUCAAGGUGCACCGCGCCAAAAACCAGCGUACGCUCUUCCUGCUGGAACGUGUGCUGCUCAUCACCAAACGACGUGGUGAACACUACGUCUACAAGACGCACAUUUCCUGCUCCGCCUUGAUGCUGAUCGAGAGCACCAAAGACAGUUUGAGCUUCAGCGUGACCCACUACAAGCGACCCAAGCAGCCGCACACCGUGCAGGCCAAGUCGGCGGAAGAGAAGACCACAUGGGCCCAGCAUAUCAAACGAGUCAUUCUGGAAAACCACCACGCCAUCAUCCCGCAGAAGGCCAAGGACGCCAUCAUGAACUCACGAUAUCCUCGCAGGUAUCGCCACUGCCCCGAACGGCUCAAGAAAGCGGAGUCCACCUCAUCGGAUGAGUUCCCUCGGCGACGCUCAGCAGAAGUCAACCGGGAACCAGAGCCCGGCAUUCCAGGACGAGUGGGCCUGCUGUCCGAGGAGACGGAGAGAAGUCGCCUUUCCUUCAAUGGUUCCAAUGAAGAAGGUGGUCUCGGUGAAGAGGAGGAGCUGGUGGCACCUUCUGAGCAGAUGUCCACAGAAGACCAAGUUUCGGCUUCAGAGUAUCCUCCGACGCCAGAGCGAGAUGAACCCGAACCGACGCGAACCGAAGGCCUGCAGUCCAAAGCCGGAAGCGGCGCGGAAUCUUCCUCCGACGAGGACGAUGAGAAGGAAGCCGACAAGAGCAUCUUGCCUUCGUCCGUCCUGGAUAAAGCGGGCGCCAUCGCUCGGCACUUUAGCGGCGUCAAGCCGGGCGCUCCUCCCCGGGACGACGUCCUCUUUUCUCCGAACUCGGCCGUCCGCCACCGUCUCAGUUUCGGCGGUGGAGCGCCGUCUUCUCCGGGCUGGGAUCGCGCGUUCGACGACGGCUUCGACCGAGAAGGAGGCAUCGCGCGAAGACGAGACUCCCGCCUGUCGGGCCGGGACCGCCUUCUCAUCGGGAAAAUCAAGAAUUACUACGAGAACGCGGAGAAUCGAGACGCCGGCUUCGGCCUCCGGCGCCGGGAGAGUUUGACGUACAUCCCGGCGGGCCUGGUCAAAACCUCGGUCGGCCGCCUCGACGGGCCCCCUGUCGCGGAGUCGCGCUGGCCGCCGGCAAAUUCGAAAGGCCGCGCGGUCUCUGGAGACCUUUCUGACAACGGAACGGUAGCUCAUGCCGACAGGAAAGAUUCGGCGACGUUCGCGGGAGGCUUCUCCGGUGCGGCGGAGGACGAGGAGUUCAGACCUUCCGGCGAUAUGCUCAAAGUCUGGCAGGUGAUGGAGCGGCAGCUUUCCGAGGUGGCAGACGGAAGACCGGAAGAAGAGGGGGCGCGCCGGCCAAGGGAAAACACCUUCAAACGAAGAACCCAGGACGCAAGCCUUCCUCCUGGACCGCACGAGGAGGCUGACGCAGCAGACGGCAAGGUCCGCCAUCUUGCUCGAAGGUACAGCCAGCGCCUCAAAAGCGAUAAAGCGCCGGACGGAAGGACACUGAGUCUUACCGGCAAGAAGAUGUUGGCUCGUGUGCCGGAAGAAUGUCCAGGAAAUGGACCCAGCCCGACCGUGGUAGGGGAUCGGGCACCGUCGCUGAGUCCGGAGCCCACAUCUGGUGCUCCCAGGUCCGCCGAGGGCUUCGACUGGCCCGACGUGCGAGAACUUCGGUCCAAAUAUUCCGAGGCCGACCAAAGUCGUAUCGUCCCAGAGUCGGCAUCACAGAGGCGACGUUCUUCAAGCGAUGCCCCGCCUCGCCGCUCCCACGCCACCUGGAACUCCGCCCACCUGAAAUCCCACAAGGGGCUCCACAGAGCACGAUCUUUAGACCCCGGGCGCAGCGGGGCCAUCAAGCGUAAAACUCGGCAGGAACCGAGCGAGCGUCCCGAGGACGUCGACAACCGGGGACCGCCGAAAGAGCUCUCCCUUAGGACGACAGCGGAACUGGAGGGGGCAACGGGCACCGAUCCCGACGACGCGGAGGCGUACGUGGAGAUCCGCUCCCCGACCAGUCGGGAGAAGAUCUCCCUAUUGGCCGUGGCGGAUCGCUGUCGCGCUUACCAGGAGUCGGACGAGUACCAACUCAGAAGACGGGCUGCCAAGCGGCGAGACGGGGCGAAGACGGCGCUGCUGCAGACUUCCUCCACAGAAAAUUCAGCGGACAGCCAAUACGUCGACAGCAACCUUGUGAAAAACCUUCGAGAAAAGUUCCAGAAGCUCAACUCCUGA